AUGGCUAAUCAAAAGCUACUGAUCGUGUGGGUGUGGAUUUUACUGGUUGCAACACUUUGUCCUUGGGCCAACUGCAAACUUGGACGGGGUUUUGGUGGAAAAAGCAAGGGAGUAGGACAGGGGGCUAAAGAGCCCCCUUCCCAGAGCAAAGGCUCUUCAAGGCAGGGGCUGAAACUGGCAGGUGCUGCAGCCGCGGGGGCUAUCGGAGGAGCGGCCAUCGGCUAUGGUCUGGGUUCUCUGGGCAGACCUCGGUAUGGCCACGGCUAUGAUGGACAUGGAUACCACAAUCGCUCAGACUGGCAGUAUAAUAGAAGCGCAGCCAGCUCAGACCAUGUGGCCAGCAUCCUCAUGACGCUUGGAGCUUUGGCACAUUUUUUUAUAUGGAACUAA
Messenger RNA from Xyrauchen texanus (razorback sucker), 390 nucleotides. It is a transcript of the gene sprn2, whose product is annotated as shadow of prion protein 2. Gene Ontology annotation, biological process: protein homooligomerization. Gene Ontology annotation, cellular component: membrane. Lineage: Eukaryota; Metazoa; Chordata; Actinopteri; Cypriniformes; Catostomidae. The transcript has a single exon. Bases 1 to 390 code for a protein of 129 amino acids. The record is from RefSeq and is a predicted model, not a curated record.